Messenger RNA from Diaporthe citri, 219 nucleotides. RefSeq lists its product as uncharacterized. The transcript has 2 exons. The record is from RefSeq and is a predicted model, not a curated record. Gene Ontology annotation, molecular function: zinc ion binding. Bases 1 to 219 code for a protein of 72 amino acids. NCBI's taxonomy places the organism in Eukaryota, Fungi, Ascomycota, Sordariomycetes, Diaporthales, Diaporthaceae.
AUGGCGCCCAAGAAGGUCCGAUGUACCUUCCAGGACUGCAAGGACCAGCCGCAGCGCAUCGCCGGGGACUGCAGCUUCUGCAACGGCCACUUCUGCGGCAAGCACCGGCUGCUGGAGGACCACAAGUGCACCGGGCUGGACGACUGUAAGAAGGAGUCGCACGAGCGCAACGCCGCACGCCUGGAGAGCGAGAAGACGCAGGUCGUCAAGGGCGUGUGA